AUGGCUUCCGACUACACGUACACGUUCUUUCGCAUUUCGCAGACCGAACAGCUAGCGGCUUCUGUCGCUCAAUAUCGCAAGCUCCGCCUAAAGGCACUGAGCACAUCCCCCGACUCAUUCUCCUCAACGCAUGAAAUUGAGUCAGGCUUCGGCGACAAAGUUUGGGAACAACGCCUUUCUGAGAAGGGAAAAGAGACCUUCAUUUGCGCCGCUUCUCAUAUCGGAUCCGGUACCGCCGAAUGGGUCGGGCAAGUUACGCUGCGCGGACCACUGACGCAAGAUGAGUAUGAUCUGCCCGAAGAAUCAGGUCAGCCGCCCGUGGAUCCAGACGCGCAUUCAGAGCAGUGGCAGAUGCUCAGCUUGUACAACCUUCCGGAGCACCGCGGCCACGGCUUAGGCAAAAGGCUUUGCCUGGAAGCACUCCGCUACCUCGAGCUGGAGAGGCCUGCUUCGAGCUCCCUGGUGCGACUCAUGGUCAAGCCACAAAACACCGCCACCGUCGGUCUGUACAAGAGUCUUGGAUUUGAGGAGGUGGGCCGGUGCACGCUCGCGGAAGCUGUCAUGGCCAACGGUGAUGCGAAACUGCUGCCCGAAGAUUACGCAACUCGGAGCGAAUAUACUACUCGAGGGGGAAUCAUCAUGACUCGCAUAGUCCCAGGGCAGAAAGGCGAGGCUUAG
Verticillium nonalfalfae is the source of this 678-nucleotide messenger RNA. RefSeq lists its product as uncharacterized. The transcript has a single exon. Gene Ontology annotation, molecular function: acyltransferase activity, transferring groups other than amino-acyl groups. Bases 1 to 678 code for a protein of 225 amino acids. NCBI's taxonomy places the organism in Eukaryota, Fungi, Ascomycota, Sordariomycetes, Glomerellales, Plectosphaerellaceae. The record is from RefSeq and is a predicted model, not a curated record.